AGAUAAACUUGUACACUUGAGGAAAACCUUUUUUAUGUUCUCCUAUGCUGAUUUUGGUGAGUUUACCUUAUGGAUAUUCACCCAGCUUUUAUAUUUUUUUCAGUUUUUGUUUUACGUUCGAAUGGUAUUGUCUACAGUUGAAGUUGAGUAUAAGGCUAUGCCCAUGCUGCUGCUGAGAUAAUGAGUAUGGUGGUUGUUACGUGUGUUGGGAUAGGUACUUGUAAAGCUCACCUUGUAUUAUGACAGUGGCAUUCAUACGGCUAAACUAUUGGAAUUUUAUGAGACAACGAAAAAAUAGGUUGUCAUUUUAUAAGGAAAGCAUAUUAGGAGAGGUAACUGCUCUUGAGCACAUGGGUUUUGGAGGGCAACUUGCAGUUGUACCCAAUGUAUUCACUAAGCGCUCAGCUCCAUUUCUGUUGGUAAGAUUCUUUUAACAACAGGCUAUGCUAAGCUUGAGGAAGAGUGCUGAAAAAUGUUAUGAGAACUCCAUUGGUGGAUGGGAUGAAUACCCUCAAUAUCUAAAUGUUGAAGGUGUUGAAAUGAGUUCUCCUGGAGUUUAUCAUCCUGGAUAUGGAUAUAACCCUCAAAUGCCUUAUGGUCCCUAUUCUCCAUCUACAACGCCUGUGCCUCCCGUUCAUCCACAUAGUCCUAUGUACUCUCCACAGCAAUUCCCAUAUACAGGUUCCUACUACCCACCAGUAGUUCCACCCACUGUGCCAUAUAUAAGUUCACCAACACAUAUCUCUCAAGCAGAUCUUUCUAUGCCAUCCAGCGUUGAUCAACAGGGAGGUUUUGUUCCAGAUGGUUCCAUGAACAACAGUGUGCAACUUGAUACAGGUCCUGGCUAUUCACCUCCUUAUGGAUCUCUGGGUAGAGGGAACUUUUCUGGGAGUGCUGGGAAUAAUGGCUACUAUGAUUUUAGGCAAGGCUUUGAUGGUUUUGGGUAUAGUGGAUCUUGGUCAAAUUCAUGGAGGAUGGCUGAGGGGCAAAACAGAUCAUUGAAUUCCUUAGCACCAUCCUCUGCGCAGCCAGUUACAGAAUCUCUAAGGCAUAAUAUUGCACCUUUGGCUCCUGGAGCUUUUCAUGCUUCUUCCCAGCAAAGAUCAGCAUAUGGCUCUGGUGCAUCGAUAAAUACCUCUGGCAGAGUGUAUGGACAUGGUGGAUUCUAUAAUCAAGGUGUUAACGUUGGAAGAUCUGGGCUUGGUUUUGGUGCAAAUAGCAGGAGUUGGGUUUCUGUUGACAAAGGUCAGCGCAGAAUAAGAGGUAAUGGAUCCUUGUGCAGCUGCAAUGGCACACUUGAUAUUAUUGGAGAACAAAAUAAGGGACCCAGAGCUACAAGGCCAAGAUCAUCAGAUCAGGAAUCUAAUACUGACGGCAAGAAUGGUAGAUCUACUGUGGAUGCACAUAGUGGAAAGUAUAACAAGCUUGACUUUGUCACCGAGUAUGAAGAUGCUAAGUUUUUCAUCAUCAAGUCGUAUAAUGAAGAUAAUGUUCAUAAAAGUAUUAAAUAUGGUGUUUGGGCUAGCACAACUAAUGGUAAUAGGAAGUUGGAUUCAGCAUAUAACGAAUCAAAGGAGAAAGGACACAGCUGCCCAGUGUUUCUUCUUUUCUCGGUUAAUGCUAGUGCACAAUUCUGCGGAGUAGCUGAGAUGGUGGGGCCAGUGGAUUUUGAUAAAAGCGUGGACUAUUGGCAGCAGGAUAAGUGGAGUGGCCAAUUCCCAGUCAAGUGGCAUAUUGUAAAAGAUGUGCCGAACAGCCUGUUUCGCCACAUUAUUCUGGAAAAUAAUGACAACAAGCCUGUGACCAAUAGCAGAGACACACAAGAAGUCAGAUUAGAUCAAGGGAUAGAGAUCCUGAAAAUUUUCAUGAACUAUGAUUCCAAAGUCUCCAUUCUGGAUGACUUUGAUUAUUACGAGGAGAGAGAGAGAGUCAUGCAAGAAAGGAGGGCAAGGCAGCAGUCUAACUUUGUAGCUCCAGUUACAACCAAUGGGGAUCACCCGAAAGAAGCAUCUCCUCCCAUGGAGCUUGUUAGGACCUUUGCCAGUGUUGUUCGUCUUGGAGAAAGCAAAGUGACAGCAGCUGGGCAGAGGUUUGCUGAAUCAAGAAGGGUCAAAGAAGAUCAUGAUAUAGAAAACAGCACCACUUUGAGGAGUGAGCUUGAUAAAUGAAAAGGACCCUGUAGGACAGUGAAGAUGGUAUAGCAGAUGUAUAUGCUGAAUCUUGUUCUGUUUUAGUUUGGCUUAUUCUUUUCCUUUCCCUAGUAUGUAGUCUACAAGAAAAUGUUUUUGUUGAUUUUCUUUAACCUGUGUUGGUGCAUCAAAAUGCUCACUUGGACUUGCAGAUCAAGCAUGCUAUUAGUAUAGAAUGGCGAGGACCAUUUGAAAAAUAAUGAUUUUACAGCAGCUAUUGUCUAAUGUACGUCAAUCAAAUCAAGAAUCAUUUUUCUGCCUCAA
Molecule: messenger RNA, 2453 nt
Organism: Nymphaea colorata (pocket water lily)
Lineage: Eukaryota; Viridiplantae; Streptophyta; Magnoliopsida; Nymphaeales; Nymphaeaceae
Product: YTH domain-containing protein ECT4-like
Exons: 6
Coding region: 444-2168 (574 amino acids)
Biological process (GO): mRNA destabilization
Cellular component (GO): cytoplasm
Molecular function (GO): mRNA binding
Source: RefSeq, a predicted model, not a curated record